AUGCAGAUGCCUUUCCACCGUCAGCUCUUACUGCAGGAGCGACAGCAACCGACGCCUGCCCAACACCAUCAGCAAGCCCAGCAGCCGCCCCAAAGACAGCUGCGCAUAGACAGACGGAAAUCGGGGCAGCGCGGGGACAACGGCUCCCCACGAACGGGGACAAGGGGUGGCGAUGGGGAGUCGAACUCUGCAAAACCUGUGGAUGCGCAUUCAACGGCACCGCCUUGGGCCCAUUGCCCUCUGCUGCAGCCUCCAACGGCUUUAGGGAAUCCACAAAACCAUCAUUUUUUAAAAGUUGGUAGUAGAAUUGCCACAGACGGCAAAUCAGCUGCAGAGGGAGCCGCAGAGCCCCUCAAAGUUACUGUUCUUGGCGCUGGCCAAGAUGUCGGUCGCAGUGCGGUGUACGUACGGCGAGGAGAAAGGGGGCUUCUUUUCGACUGCGGCAGCCAUCUAGGGGCUAAGCAGGCCAGGAAGCUGCCAGUUUUGAACAUGUUGCUGGAGCUCGCCCCUCAACAGAAUGCUAGGCAAGAGACACAGACAAUGGAAGAAGCGCUUCUGCAGCCUUCGCCUCUGUUUGCCUGUUGUACAGACGCAACGCUUAUCUCUCAUUUUCACAUGGACCACUGCGGCUCUUUGCCGUCAUUUACAGAACGUCUCGGGUAA
Molecule: messenger RNA, 663 nt
Organism: Eimeria acervulina
Lineage: Eukaryota; Apicomplexa; Conoidasida; Eucoccidiorida; Eimeriidae
Product: Integrator complex subunit 11, related
Exons: 1
Coding region: 1-663 (220 amino acids)
Biological process (GO): snRNA processing
Cellular component (GO): nucleus
Source: RefSeq, a predicted model, not a curated record